CCUUCGGCUCAAAGGGCAAGUGGGGAUUGUUAACAGCCGGCUGCAACCCUAAAGUGACCAUCUGAGGUAUAGACAAGCUACAAGGAGCUUUUCAGUGUCAGGGGCACAAAGGGGUUAAAAGGCUGAGUGCAGAUGGGAUAAUACAAGCCCCAAGAACAGACUCAGGCAAGAAUAGAGCAGAGCCAGGGAAGAGCCAGGGCAGAGCAAACCCAUGGCUGCCUUCACGGGAGGGGAGGUCUACAAGGCAGAGUUCGAGCCCACGGCGUACCUGGAAUACUUCAAGUUUGGAGGAGGCACCUUGGGGGAUGAGUUCCUCACAUUUGUCCUGAAACACUACUGCAAAACCUUCACUUCUGGUGCUGUGACAGGCCACACCCUGAUUGAUAUUGGCAGUGGACCCACCAUUUACCAGCUGCUUUCUGCCUGCGAGUCAUUUAAGGAGAUCAUUGCUUCAGAUUAUAUGGACCAAAAUUGCCAGGAGCUGCUGAAGUGGCUGAAGAACGAGCCCGGAGCAUUUGACUGGACUCCGGUGGUGCAGCACGUGUGUGAGCUGGAGGGAGACAGGAACAAAUGGGCUGAGAAAGAGGGGAAGUUACGAGGAGCCAUCAAACGCGUCCUAAAAUGUGAUGUCCACAAAAGCAACCCCUUGGAUCCCGUUGUCCUGCCUCCGGCCGACUGCCUGGUCUCAUCGCUGUGCUUGGAAGCUGCCAGCAAAGACCAGAGCUCCUACCGCGCCGCUCUGAGGAACAUCAGCUCUCUGCUAAAGCCAGGGGGGCACUUGGUGCUGAGUGGAGAUUUGGGCAGCAGUUUCUACAUGGUCGGUCCCAAAAAGUUCUCUUGUUUGGCCCUGACAGAGGAAUUUUUAAGGGAGGCUCUUAAUGCAACGGGCUUCACCGUUGAGACGGUUGAGGUUCUCUCCCGGGCUGACGUGGCCCAGCACGACAUCUGUGAUUUCUCUGGGAUGUACUUCAUUGUCGCCCACAAAAAUUAAAGUGAUUAAGUCCCUUGGAGAAUUUGGGGAAAAUUGUCCCCAGUGGGAAAAGAGAAUCUUAUGAAGGCUUCAUUCUCUUGCUGGUCAUGGCUCUUUUCUCCUUUAAUUGUUGUGCAUUCCCCAUGAUGACAGGGAAAGAUUUUCCUACGUGCCCUUAAUUUGGACUGACGACGUUUACCCCCAUAGAGGGGCAGUUCGAGGCAAUAACUAGCAGACCCUAAUUGGUAUCUUGGCCUUGAUCUGUACUCAUUCCUUGGAAUGGGAUUGACUGGAAUUGAUGGAAUUCGGGAUUUAUGAGCAGAAAAGUCAAGUUGUCACAUAGCCUGAGUGGAAACUAUAGGGGUUUUCACCUUCUUCUGUAGCAGCAGACAUAGUUCUUUUUCCUUGGUGCUCUCUAGCGUAUUUUAACAACCACUUCUUGUCCUUGCAGCAGCAGGACAUUGCCAGUGCCCUUGCCCCCCUGCUUUACCAGGCUAGGGUAUUCUUGGUAUUUUGGGGCUAUGGGCCAGGUAGUAGGGUUGCUCGUCCAGCUUGUUUUGGGGCUAUGGGCCCAGGCACCAGGGUUGCUUGCCCAGCUUUAAGAACAGGUUAGGCUAAUGCUUGUCUGGGAUGCUUUACAUGAUCCUGUCUUGAGCAAAGGGUUGGGCUAAACGACCUCCUGAGGUCCCUUGCAGCUCUUCUUUUCCAUGAUUCUCCGAGUGAAAAGAUGAUAUAGGCUCGUGCUGGCUUCUCUUUGGGCCGCAGGGCAGCUGCUUUGCUUAUCUGGUGACCACAGCUCCAGACAGCAGCCCUGUUUGAAAUGGGUGGGACUACUUGAGUGAGUAAAUACUCAGCUGUGUGGAUGAGAGCUGGCAGGCUCUUUGGGUAGAUGAGAUAGCUUUUUUUAGACCAGCUAAAUAGCUGGAAAUAUUGUUCUUUGCAAGUUUUCAGGCACAUACACCCUUCUUCAGGCAAGAGAGACUCUGGAUACCGUGCCCAUUUCAACAGUGGCACCCGAUACUUAGUUGCUGCAGCAACAAAACAAAAUAAAAUUCCUUUGCAGUAGAUAGUCCAGUAGAAAUAUGCUGAUUAACAUGCCUUAAAUUUUGGGAUUCUUGAACGCUUUCUGCACACCCUGUCCUUUUGGCCUUGGCAUUUUCUGAAGCAAACCUCCAGGAAACCACUUAGUGAGAGGAAUGCUGUUCUCUGUCGUGGUGGUUGUCCUUGUUCUUGCUCUCCACAUUUUUGGCAUCUCCAGGUAACUCAAUGGAUGCUGCUCAAGUGUUUGUCAAAUGUCACAUUACUUCUCGAAAUUAGCUGCAUGAAAAAUGGAAUCUUUUUCCCUGCAAAAAAGACAGCUUUAUUAAAUAUUCCCAGUGAUGAACAUGAGAGACUGACUCUACUAGACCUAAACCAAUGUAUUAUGUGUGGCUUUGCAUUGUUUCCAAUAAAUGCAAAAUUGUUCUCUAA
Messenger RNA from Alligator sinensis (Chinese alligator), 2440 nucleotides. Its product is annotated as nicotinamide N-methyltransferase-like. The transcript is spliced from 3 exons. Bases 212 to 991 code for a protein of 259 amino acids. The record is from RefSeq and is a predicted model, not a curated record. NCBI's taxonomy places the organism in Eukaryota, Metazoa, Chordata, Crocodylia, Alligatoridae. Gene Ontology annotation, molecular function: N-methyltransferase activity. Gene Ontology annotation, cellular component: cytosol.